AUGGAAGAACCCAAGGCGGAAGAAGAAGAGAAACGUUUAGUCUUGGAGCGACGUGCAAAACGUACCCAGGUUAAAGUCAAAUUGUGGACCGAUGAUGAAGAAAAAAAUCAAGAUCCAUUUGCUGACGUUGAAGACGAUGAUGAAGAUGCUGCGUGUAUCUAUUGCAACAGCCUUUAUUCCCAGUCUAAAUCAGGCGAGCUUUGGCUGCGGUGUCAAAAAUGUAAAAAGUGGAGUCACGCAGAAUGCGCAGGGGUCUCCCGUCGCACUAAGUUUUUUACUUGCGAACUUUGUAACUGA
Anthonomus grandis grandis is the source of this 297-nucleotide messenger RNA. RefSeq lists its product as uncharacterized. The coding region runs from base 1 to 297 and encodes 98 amino acids. The transcript has a single exon. The record is from RefSeq and is a predicted model, not a curated record. NCBI's taxonomy places the organism in Eukaryota, Metazoa, Arthropoda, Insecta, Coleoptera, Curculionidae.